ACCUGUCAACCAGGAAGUUCUCAAAACAAAUAAUAUUUUUCUUCUCAUUAGUUAUCCAAUCUCACAAUAAUGAUAAAAUUACGGCAAAUUCAUGUCCCACAACGGUCCUUGUUUACAUCUGUGUUACGGCUCAAUCAAGAUGAGACCCAGAAUCCAAAAUUGGACCGUUUGAAGGAGAAAAUUGAAGCCGACAAAGCAAAGCUAAACUGGCGAACUCCAUAUUCCGAAAGACCGGACGAAUUUUACAGCGUCUUCAAGCUAUUCGCAACAAGCAAUAGGAAUUCAGAAUUGGUUGAAUCGAUGCAACAGCCAAUUGAUCUCUCCCCAGGUGGGCUCAAGCGUUGGUGGACUAGACGUAAGGAAACCACGAAUGCCUACAUGCAAAAGUAUAUCCCCGAAAGACACGCUAUGCUGGGGAAUGAUUUAGCGGCGGCACAUUUUAUCGUGCACAGACAGGGAUCCGUGAGGUUUCGCGGUAGAAAGGAAUGGGUUAAAAUGGAUGAUGAGGAUAAUUAUGACUUACCAAAGAAUGCGGACCCGAACUUCAUUUUGGAGGAAAUCAAAUGCGACAACAUGGAUCUGUACUACGAUGGCUUGGAGAAUAUUCGUCGCUUACAACAUCUUAAGUAUCUAUCGUUUGAAAAUGUGUCCAGAUUUGAUGACUGGUGUUUGGAUCGGGUCUCUGGAUCGGAAUUUCCCUCGUUAGAAAUUUUGAAUUUGAAGGGCACCGCUGUAACCGAUAAAGGAUUCAACUGUCUUUACCGGUUACCAAGUUUAAAAUUGGUUCUGGUGGAUGAUCCCAAGAAAAAUCUCAUGUGGGAACUUGUUAUAUCGAUGCUCGAGGAAUGGAAUCCAAAAAUAACGGUUAAAGCCGCAUAGGAUAUAAUGAACAGUAUCGAAAGAAAUACAUAUUUAUUCGUAGCAUCUCAUUGCUGGAGAAUUUAAGCUUUCAAUACAAUAUUUCAUUUAGUUUGAGAAAGAACGCGCGAUUUGAUUGUUGUAAACAUUUGCAACCAUUGAAACGAUUGAA
Toxorhynchites rutilus septentrionalis is the source of this 1030-nucleotide messenger RNA. RefSeq lists its product as uncharacterized. The transcript has 2 exons. Bases 70 to 879 code for a protein of 269 amino acids. Lineage: Eukaryota; Metazoa; Arthropoda; Insecta; Diptera; Culicidae. The record is from RefSeq and is a predicted model, not a curated record.